Molecule: messenger RNA, 2871 nt
Organism: Durio zibethinus
Lineage: Eukaryota; Viridiplantae; Streptophyta; Magnoliopsida; Malvales; Malvaceae
Product: putative beta-D-xylosidase 7
Biological process (GO): arabinan catabolic process; xylan catabolic process
Cellular component (GO): plant-type cell wall
Molecular function (GO): alpha-L-arabinofuranosidase activity; xylan 1,4-beta-xylosidase activity
Source: RefSeq, a predicted model, not a curated record
UCUGUGUCACUUUGGAAACCUUUUACUUCACCGUUCACCAAUCAAAAGAAAGGUCCAGUUAACAACCUAGUUUCCACCAUUCUUAACCCUAAGCCAAAAGUGGAAUAAAGAAAGAUGGCAGGACGAUGCUUAUCUUUACAUUUUUACCCGAAAAAACCGAUUUAGAAAUGUAUAAUGCAAGGGCAAUCAGGUCAUUCAUUUCUGACAAAUGAACAAACUGAGACAACAUCUCAGUUCUCACUGAACUUAAAAAGUACUCUCAGCUUCACCACCACUCAAUUCUCACAAUGAUGUUGCAAGAACUUUGUUUGGUUUGCUUAAUCAGUUUCACUCUACUUGUCGUCCAUGUUGGUUCAACUCAACCUCCAUUUUCAUGUGAUUCAUCGGACCCAUCAACCAAAAACUACCCUUUUUGCCAAACCACACUACCCAUUAUUCAAAGGGCUAGGGACCUUGUUUCCAGGCUGACAUUAGAUGAGAAAAUCUCUCAACUUGUUAACUCAGCUCCAGCAAUUCCACGGCUUGGUAUCCCAACCUACGAGUGGUGGUCCGAGGCAUUACAUGGUGUUACCAGCGUAGGCCCUGGGAUCAAGUUUAAUGGUACUAUUAAAGCUGCCACUAGCUUCCCUCAGGUCAUCCUCACUGCUGCUUCUUUUGAUGCUUAUCAAUGGUACCGCAUUGGCCAAGUGAUCGGAAGAGAAGCAAGAGCAAUAUAUAAUGCAGGGCAAGCAUAUGGAAUGACAUUUUGGGCACCAAAUAUUAACAUAUUCAGGGACCCCAGAUGGGGGAGAGGGCAGGAGACCCCAGGGGAGGAUCCACUUGUUACAGGGAAAUAUGCAGUGUCAUAUGUAAGAGGGAUUCAAGGAGACACCUUUCAAGGAGGGAAGCUCAAUGGGCACCUUCAAGCUUCUGCUUGUUGUAAGCAUUUUACGGCUUAUGAUUUGGAUAAUUGGAAGGGUAUGAACCGGUUUGUCUUUGAUGCUCGUGUUACUGUGCAAGAUUUAGCCGACACAUACCAACCACCAUUCCAGAGCUGUGUACAAGAUGGACGAGCAAGCGGCAUAAUGUGUGCUUACAACAGAGUGAAUGGAGUCCCAAGCUGUGCAGAUUCCAAUCUCUUAUCCAAGACAGCGAGAGGAUUAUGGGAUUUCAAAGGGUAUAUCACAUCGGAUUGUGAUGCAGUCGCGAUCAUUCAUAAUGCUCAAGGAUAUGCCAAAUCACCGGAAGAUGCUGUUGUUGAUGUUCUUACAGCUGGCAUGGAUGUCAACUGUGGAUCCUACUUGCAGAAAUAUACCAAAUCAGCAGUAAUGCAGAAAAAACUGCCUGAAUCUGAAAUAGACAGAGCUCUGCAUAAUCUCUUUGCUGUUAGAAUGAGGUUAGGCCUUUUUGAUGGAAAUCCAGGGCAACGUCCUUUUGGCAACAUUGGGACUGACCAAGUUUGCUCCCCAGAGCACCAGGUUCUAGCACUUGAAGCUGCUCGCAAUGGCAUUGUCCUUUUAAAGAAUGAUGCAAAACUCCUUCCACUUCCAAAAGCAACCACGUCCCUUGCUGUAAUAGGCCCUAAUGCCAAUUCUGCAAAAACACUUCUUGGAAACUAUGCAGGCCCUCCGUGCAAGUCUGUUACUCCUUUGCAAGCAUUACAGAGCUAUGUUAAGAACACUGUUUACCGCCCUGGUUGUGAUACUGUUUCUUGUUCUACUGGUGCAAGUGACAAAGCUGUAGACAUAGCAAAACAGGCAGAUUAUGUAGUGUUGAUGAUGGGAUUAGAUGAAACUCAAGAAAGAGAGGAGCUUGAUCGUGUUGAUUUGUUGCUUCCUGGGAGGCAACAGGAACUCAUCACUAGUGUUGCAAAAGCUGCAAAGAGACCGGUUGUUUUGGUGCUUCUUUCUGGAGGUCCAAUUGAUGUUUCUUUUGCCAAGGAUGAUCCGAGAAUUGGUGGCAUUUUUUGGGCAGGUUAUCCCGGACAAGGAGGAGGUAUUGCACUUGCAGAAAUAAUCUUUGGUGAUCACAACCCAGGGGGAAGAUUACCUGUAACUUGGUAUCCUCAAGAGUUUACCAAAGUACCAAUGACAGACAUGAGGAUGAGGCCCGAAUCAUCUUCAGACUAUCCUGGCCGCACCUAUAGAUUCUAUAAAGGAGACAAAGUCUUUGAAUUUGGUUAUGGCAUUAGUUAUUCAAAGUAUUCUUAUGAGUUCACCCGUGUGUCCCAAAAUAGUAUUUACUUGAAUCAUUCUUCAAGUUUACGUACGACUGUGACCUCAGAUUCCGUACAAUACAAACUAGUUUCAGAGUUAGGUGCAGAAGUCUGCGAUCAAAGGAAGUUUAUAGUUUGUGUUGGAGUGAAAAAUCAUGGGGAGAUGGCAGGUAAGCAUCCCGUGUUGCUAUUUGCAAGGCAAGGAAACCGUGGAGAUGGGAGGCCAAAGAAACAAUUGAUUGGAUUCCAAAGUGUGAUUUUAAGUGCAGGGGAAAUGGCUGAAAUUCAGUUUGAGGUAAGCCCCUGUGAGCAUCUAAGUAGGGCUAAUGAAUAUGGUCUGAUGGUAAUGGAAGAAGGAAUACAUUUCCUGGUUGUAGGAGAUGAUAAGCACCCAAUUACUAUUGUAAUUUGAUACAUGUGGGCCAGACAGGCCACAAGUUCCGAUAAUAAUUUAUCAAGUACAUAAGAUAUUAAUAUCCAUCAUGUAUUUUUAGGAAGAAGCUUUGUUUUAAUUCUACUUUGUAUCUAGUUGUUGGUUGAAUGAAACAUAUGGCAGAAGGCCAGACUAUGCAUGCAAAACAUUUAUUAAGGUGGCCUUCAGAAAAAACAAUCUUCAGUUUAAGCCAACAUGAUCUUCCAAAUUGUACCAAGAUUGAGAUUUUCCAGACCAAACAAUU